GGGAGGCCAUAUCGAAAGCGCUCGAAACACAAUCAACUGUUCACCCUCAGCAGAGUGCCCGCCAAAAUGCAGCAUUUCAGUUGGCUCUGUGUUACGAAAUUGGGUUUGGCUGCGCAAAGUCUAGAUCCAAGUCUAAGCAAUGGCUUACUCUGUCCGGGAAGACGCUGGAAGAUGUUGAAGACCAAAAAAAAAUUAUCAGAGCCAGUGAAAGCCAGUUUGGAAGAAUGGGCAUACUCGCAGCCUUCUCUACUUCUGCCCUCGCAGCUACUUAUCAACAGAAUGGACUGUUAGAUCAUGCGGUGAAGGUAUACAAGACGAGCAUUGAAAACCUUAAAGACUUCUUACCGAGUCACCACGAGGUUAUACUCAAUCAAACGGCCAUUCUCGCCGCAACGUAUCGAGCAUUAGGUCGACUCCAAGUUGCCGAAGCUGUCCUUUCUGAGCCGCUUCGACUAUUUCCUCAGGUUAUCUCCAACUCUGCUCGGCAACAAAUUCGACGUCAAAUGAUCCAUGUUUAUUCCGAGAUGGGUCAUACCACCGAGAUGGCAAGUCUCAUUGCGGAAGAGGAUGAGGAAACCAAUGUGCAAAUUGCUCAACUGCAGUCGAGCCGAAACCCAACAAAUGAAAGAAGGAUAAAAUCCUUCAAAGCGAAGAAGCUUCAUGCACUUGAGGAUCUUGGCAUUUGCGCUUUUCACGAACGAGAUUAUAGAAAAGCUGAGCAAGCGCUACUGCAAUAUCUUUCGCUAGCAGAAGAGAUGUAUGGAAACAAAGGGAGCACCACACAUGGUAUGCUUGUUCUUGGAGAGCUGUAUAAUCAGAUCAAGCGGCAUGAAGAAGCUAAGAGAUAUCUUGACCUUGCGAUCAGGAUUCGUGAGAAGGAUCCGGACGAGGAUUAUAAGCAAAUAUAUCAUCUCCGAAUCGCCCGCCUCUCGGUAUGCAGUACCCUUAAAGAGCGGAAAGAAGCAAGAUUUAAUACAGUCAAGCUUCUUGAGGAAUGCCGGGCAAGGUUCGGAGACACACAUGAUAUCACCUUGACUGCAUUAUUGAAACUGAUCGAUAGGUUGAAUGAACAAGGCCAGAGAAACGAUGCGAUCAACCUUGGCAGACUUCACGUGGAAUUAUGCGGAAAAACAGUGGGAACUCAACGGCCGAGAACAGGCUUCGCAAAAUUCAGAGUUGCGCUACUACUUUGGGACUUUGCGUGUUGGGAUGAGGCGAUUGAGAUGCAGGAGGAGGUGGUAAGUAUUUACGUCAAGGCACAUGGAAGUAAUCAUCCGAAAACGGCGCAGAUGAGGGAACAGCUGGAAUGGAUGAAAAGGGGAGCGUCGCUACGGCGAAGGAUUGAGACGCUUGUUCCCGGAGCUAUUGUACUUGGAACGGCGAGAAUGAUUCUCGCAUUUCGAGCGUGGCUGACUAGACUCGUAUACUAUUUCGCGUAGAAAAAACUUGGUUGAAGAAAUAGUCCCGAGUAAAUACUAAAUCAAAGUUUUGAGAAUGACAUUGCCGAAAUAUGAAGAUGCUACAUUAUAUCCUCCACAUGAGAUUUGUUCCGAGCACUCGGAGUGGGGUGUGUAUUCUUGAAAUA
Mytilinidion resinicola is the source of this 1585-nucleotide messenger RNA. RefSeq lists its product as uncharacterized. Gene Ontology annotation, molecular function: protein binding. The coding region runs from base 225 to 1439 and encodes 404 amino acids. The transcript has a single exon. NCBI's taxonomy places the organism in Eukaryota, Fungi, Ascomycota, Dothideomycetes, Mytilinidiales, Mytilinidiaceae. The record is from RefSeq and is a predicted model, not a curated record.